GAAAGAGAGAAAGAGAAAAAGAGAGAAAGAGAGAAAGAGAGAAAGAGAGAAAGAGAGAAAGAGAGAAAGAGAGAAAGAGAGAAAGAGAGAAAGAGAGAAAGAGAGAGGAAAAGAGAAGGGAAGAGAAAGAAAGAUUGGAAGGGAAAGGAAAGGAAAGGAAAGGAAAGGAAAGGAAAGGAAAGGAAAGGAAAG
Messenger RNA from Antrostomus carolinensis (chuck-will's-widow), 192 nucleotides. RefSeq lists its product as uncharacterized. NCBI's taxonomy places the organism in Eukaryota, Metazoa, Chordata, Aves, Caprimulgiformes, Caprimulgidae. The record is from RefSeq and is a predicted model, not a curated record. The transcript has 2 exons. The annotation marks the transcript as partial.